Messenger RNA from Penicillium longicatenatum, 540 nucleotides. RefSeq names its product 4'-phosphopantetheinyl transferase B. Gene Ontology annotation, molecular function: magnesium ion binding; holo-[acyl-carrier-protein] synthase activity. The coding region runs from base 1 to 540 and encodes 179 amino acids. The record is from RefSeq and is a predicted model, not a curated record. Lineage: Eukaryota; Fungi; Ascomycota; Eurotiomycetes; Eurotiales; Aspergillaceae. The transcript has a single exon.
AUGAAACCAAUACCCUUCCCAUUUGCCCUCAAUAUCGGCACAGACGUCGUCCACCUUCCCCGAAUAACCGCUCUCCUCAUGCGCCGGGGUAACUACCUAACACGCUUCACCCGCCGCAUUCUCUGCGACCAAGAACAACGCGACUUCCACCACCGCUUCAAAGAGUCACUAUCCCUUCAACCGCAAAGCCAGAACACGUCCUCUACACCCCAACGCUCCUCAUUCAUUACAGCGGACAUGACGCGCUGGCUCGCGGGUCGCUUUGCAGCGAAGGAAGCUGCGCGCAAAGCUGCCCCGGACGGAGCAGCUUCGAUUGGGUGGAAGGAUGUUAUGGUUCGGGUGCAGGAGGCAUCGGACUCGGACUCGAAUACGGGUGUGACUACGGGUUUUGCACAGUCUCAUAUGGUUGAUGGGGUUAGUCGCAGGCCAGAGAUUGUGUAUUUGGGGACUGCAAAAGAUGGGAGUGACAGUCGGGUUGGACGGCUUUCUAUUUCUCAUGAUGGGGAGUAUGUCGUUGCGACUGUUUUAGCUGCGGGUUGA